Molecule: messenger RNA, 1437 nt
Organism: Aspergillus puulaauensis
Lineage: Eukaryota; Fungi; Ascomycota; Eurotiomycetes; Eurotiales; Aspergillaceae
Product: putative MFS transporter
Exons: 3
Coding region: 1-1437 (478 amino acids)
Biological process (GO): transmembrane transport
Cellular component (GO): fungal-type vacuole membrane
Molecular function (GO): transmembrane transporter activity
Source: RefSeq, a predicted model, not a curated record
AUGACUCGCCAAUCCUCGUCGCUCUUCUACAAGGGCCUUGAGGAACUCGGCCUCCUCUCUCUAUGGCAAGCACCCCGAGAUGCAAAGCUCCUCAUCGCCCAGCGUUUCGUUCGACUAUUUGCGUAUGGCGGCUCGACUUUGAUUUUGGCUUCAUAUCUAUCUGCUCUAGAUAUCUCCGAUGACCACAUUGGCCUGUUUAUGACCCUGACUCUCGUCGGGGACGUGGCUAUCAGCUUCCUCUUGACCCUCUUCGCCGAUGCAUUAGGCCGCAGAGCUGUUCUGGCUCUUGGUUCGGCCUUGAUGGUUGGCAGUGGGAUUACUUUUACGCUUUUUGGAAACUACUGGCUUCUCCUUGCGGCCGCUGUUUUUGGUGUUGUUAGUCCAAGUGGCAAUGAGAUUGGUCCCUUCAAAGCAGUUGAGGAGUCCACUCUCGCCCAUCUCACUCCACGUGAACUACUGCGUGAUAUUCUGCUAUGGUACUCUCUCGUUGGAACGGCAGGGACAGCUCUCGGAGUAAUGAUAUGCGGCUGGGCUAUAAACCUGCUGCAGACCGAGAGAGGCUGGGCAUAUAUCCCAGCCUGUCGUACGGUAUUCCUCGCGUAUUCCGCCAUCGGGGCUAUCAAGUUCAUUCUGUCCAUGGCAUUAAGCCACAGGGUGGAGGCAGAAGUCAAGAAGUCGAAGCCGGAGACGGAACACCAGCAACCCAGCGAGGCGAGCGAAACCCAACCCCUCCUUGAGGAGAGAACGACGGAAUCCGAACAACAGGCUCAACAGCAGCCCGAACGUAAAGGGUUCCUCUCUUUCCUCGGCGAUGGAGACCUCGCUUCCUUGGUGAUUCGUCUUUUUAUCCUCUUCGGUCUCGACUCGUUUGCUUCGGGUCUUGCUUCUCUAUCAUGGAUGACAUAUUUCUUCAAGCGAAAAUUCUCACUACCUGAGGGAAAGCUUGGCUCUAUCUUCUUCACAACAAGCAUCAUCUCCGCCGGCUCAAUGCUAAUCGCCUCUUCCAUCGCAAAGCGCAUUGGUAACGUACGAACAAUGGUCUUCACGCACCUUCCGUCAGCAAUAUUUUUAGCACUGAUGCCCGUUCCCUCGCUCCUCCCGCUCGCAUUAACCUUCCUCGUCCUCCGCGCCUGCUCCCAGAACAUGGACGUUGCGCCGCGCUCGGCGUUCUUGGCUGCAGCACUGCCGAGUGAUAAGCGCACGGCGAUCAUGGGGUCUAUUAAUGUUGUGAAAACAUCGGCGCAGAGUAUGGGCCCAUUAAUCACUGGUGUUCUUUCUGACAGGGGAUUCUUUGGGGCGAGUUUUAUUCUUGCGGGAAUUCUGAAGUGCAUUUAUGAUAUUGGGAUUUUGAUUAGUUUUGUGGGGUUGGAGAAGGGGAGGGAGAGGGAAUGGGAAAGGGAAAGGGUUAGUCAAGGAGGGAGUGAGGAGCAGGUCUGA